This is a messenger RNA of Caenorhabditis remanei, 1284 nucleotides long. RefSeq lists its product as uncharacterized. Gene Ontology annotation, molecular function: phosphorylase kinase activity; calmodulin binding; ATP binding. The coding region runs from base 1 to 1284 and encodes 427 amino acids. Lineage: Eukaryota; Metazoa; Nematoda; Chromadorea; Rhabditida; Rhabditidae. The record is from RefSeq and is a predicted model, not a curated record. Gene Ontology annotation, cellular component: phosphorylase kinase complex. The transcript has 6 exons. Gene Ontology annotation, biological process: protein phosphorylation; glycogen biosynthetic process.
AUGGGAGUGUUAGUGGUGGAUACGGAUCACGAGGAUUCCGAUGACUCACAACAUUAUAGUCAUCAAGAAGAGCAGGGAUUCAAUGCCGCCUAUGAGUCGAAAGAGGUUCUUGGCCGCGGUCUCGCCUCAACCGUCCGCCGAUGUAUUGAAAAAGGAAGUGGCCAGCACUUUGCCGUUAAAAUAGUCGACGUCUCCACCGAGAAGCAGAGUGAAAACGAAGCGAAACGGCUUCUAGAAGAGACGAUAUCAGAAGUAGCGAUUCUACGACAACUUAUAGGGCAUCCUUCGAUUAUAAAAAUCCACGAUUUCUAUCAAACUCCCUCGUUUCUGUUCGCCGUGUUCGAGAUGGCUCCGAAAGGAGAGCUAUUCGAUCAGUUGAAUGCGACGGUGACGGUGUCGGAGAAGAAGGCGAGACGAUUGAUGAAACAGUUGUUUGACGGAGUGGAGUAUAUGCAUGCUAGGCAUAUUGUUCAUAGGGACUUGAAACUAGAAAACAUUCUAUGUAUCGACGAUGAGCGAAUCGUUAUCUCUGAUUUCGGAUUCGCCACCCGUAUCCCACCAGGCCAAAAACUGCGAGAUCUCUGCGGAACGCCUGGUUACCUGGCACCCGAAACGAUUCGAUGCCAAAUGUACGAUAACGCCGAGGGAUACUCACUGGAAGUGGAUGAAUGGGCACUUGGAGUCAUUAUGUACACGCUGUUGGCUGGAUAUGCACCAUUCUAUCAUAGGAAACAACUAAUGAUGCUGCGAAUAAUUCAACAAGGAAAGUAUGAGUUUCGAAAUGAGCAAUGGAACAACAUCACCGGUGAAGCGAAGAAUCUCAUAGCUCAACUGCUUCAAGUAGAUGUAACGAAGAGAAUCAGCUCGAAAGAGUGUCUGGUACAUGAAUGGAUGAUCCCAAUUGCUCAGCAAGUACCAACUGUUGAAAUCGAGAAAGUCAAAGAUCAAAGCGGAGAGCGUGCCAGGAAGCGGUUCAAGACUGCGAUUAUUUGGGUUAGAUUCUUCCAAAGACUUGCCAAAUACAAAUAUCUCAAGACGGUUAUCGAUAGAGAUGUACUCAGAAAGAGACCAUUCAGGGAUAGAGAUAUCCGCCACGAAGCCGAAUCGUCAAUGUUCAGUGUCUACGGCCACUGGGUCAACCGUGGAUUCUACUACUCUCGUGAUAUGCUUUUCGCCAACAAGCCACGCCCUAAAAUGGCCAAAAAAUCGGUUGAAGCGAAUCCAGGAGCUGCUGCCACAGCUAACACCACUGAGCAAUUAAAAGUUCCCGCUUCUCAAAAAUAA